Zophobas morio is the source of this 1572-nucleotide messenger RNA. Its product is annotated as facilitated trehalose transporter Tret1-like. Gene Ontology annotation, biological process: transmembrane transport. Gene Ontology annotation, molecular function: transmembrane transporter activity. Bases 128 to 1525 code for a protein of 465 amino acids. The transcript is spliced from 2 exons. Gene Ontology annotation, cellular component: membrane. The record is from RefSeq and is a predicted model, not a curated record. NCBI's taxonomy places the organism in Eukaryota, Metazoa, Arthropoda, Insecta, Coleoptera, Tenebrionidae.
AUCGCGGAGAUGGUCACGCGCUUCCUCGCCGUCAAGCCUCGGCCAGCCGCCUCCAGCCACCCCCAGACGCUGUGAAGCGAAGCUCCGACGCCGAUGUUGCGCCAUGUAGCGCUGGGCACGUGCUGCGAUGACCCGAGAGCUUUACACCCACACGAUAGCGGGACCUGGAGGACGCCUUCUCGUAACCGGCAAACCUGAAUACCUAGGGCAAGUUUUAGCCUCACUUGCGGUUUCUUUGGGCACGCUUACUGCAGGACUGGGGAAAGGUUACAGUUCCCCAGCGAUAGCCUCCUUGCAACAACGAGACGCAGAUGCUUUUCCGGUCUCAAGACAAGAAGCUAGCUGGCUGGCAAGUCUCUCCAUGUUAGGAGCAUUUUUUGGUGCUCUCCUCGGUUGUGCCGCAGUUCGAUGGGGAAGGAGACGCACACUUAUUUUAACAGGCAUUCCACUGUCGAUCUGUUGGAUCAUCAUAGCUUUCGCCGUCAGCGUGGAAGUAAUGUGUUUCGCUGCCUUCGUCAGCGGCUUUUUAAUUGCAAUUGUCCAAUUAGCCGCUCAAGUAUACGUUAGCGAAAUUGCGGCACCUUCCAUUAGAGGCGGAUUAAGCGGCAUGCUUAAAGUUGCAGGCCAUGCUGGUGUGCUGGUAGCAUACGCAGCUGGCGCUUUCUUGGAUUGGAGGCAGCUAGCGGGAUUAAUUUCUCUCGCUCCAGCAAUAAUGUGCGUAGUUAUGUGGAAAGUGCCGGAGAGUCCUGGAUUCCUGGUGCUCCGAGGCAGGGAUGAUGAGGCAGAGAAGUCCCUUCGUUGGCUGAGGGGCGAGAGUGCAGACUUACGGUUUGAGCUUGCUGUUUUGCAGGCUCAUGUCCUGACUCGAACCGUUACGACGAAUCAUAAACUGCUUUUGCGGACCCUAACGACGCCAGCUCUCAUCGCGUGUGGCUUGAUGUUCUUUCAGCGUUUUUCAGGCGCUAACGCUUUCUAUUUCUAUGUAGUCAGUGUGUUUAAGGAAACGUUCGGUGGCACAAACCCUCAUAGUGCAGCUGUUGCGGUCGCAAUCGUCCAGUUUUUGUCGUCUCUGCUCUCCGGAUUGCUGGUGGACAGCGUGGGAAGACUGCCGCUUUUAGUGGCGUCCAGCGUUUUGAUGUCACUUGCGUUAGCAUCCUUCGGAUCUUUCGCUUAUUACGAAGACGCACACCAUAAAAACGUUCCAAAUUUGGACUGGAUACCCUUACUUUGCGUGUUGAUAUUUACUGUAGCUUUCUCUCUGGGAAUUAGUCCGAUUUCGUGGCUGCUGGUCACGGAAUUGUUUUCGCUAGAACAUCGAGGUUUAGGCACCGCUUUAGCCACAGCUUUCAGUCAUCUGUGUUCUUUUGUAGGCGUUAAAACUUUUGUCGAUUUCAAGGAGUUGUUAGGGUUACAUGGAGCGUUCUGGUUGUAUGCUGCCAUUUCAGUUUGCGGUUUGUGCUUUGUUGUAUGCUGCGUUCCGGAAACCAAAGGCAGGGAUCUGACAGAGAUAGAUACGGUGAGGUGAUCAAACGCCAGCGGGGGGAAACGUAAAAUUUCUAUCAGUGUAGUCGA